This is a messenger RNA of Engraulis encrasicolus (European anchovy), 3831 nucleotides long. It is a transcript of the gene mecp2, whose product is annotated as methyl CpG binding protein 2. Gene Ontology annotation, cellular component: nucleus; heterochromatin. NCBI's taxonomy places the organism in Eukaryota, Metazoa, Chordata, Actinopteri, Clupeiformes, Engraulidae. Gene Ontology annotation, biological process: negative regulation of transcription by RNA polymerase II. The transcript is spliced from 3 exons. Gene Ontology annotation, molecular function: chromatin binding; methyl-CpG binding; double-stranded methylated DNA binding. Bases 63 to 2195 code for a protein of 710 amino acids. The record is from RefSeq and is a predicted model, not a curated record.
GGUUGAGGGGUACCCACAAAGAUGUUGCGUGAUUUUUUGGAAAAUUAUUUAUUUAAAUAAAAAUGGCCGCCGCAGAGAGCGGAGAAGAGAGACUAGAGGAUAAGAGUGAGGACCAGGAGGGCUCCACAGAAAAGACUUUACCGCAGCAGCAGACGCCACACAAAGUCAAGAAAAGCCGGAGGGAACGGCACGAUGCCGCUGAGAAGAGAGUGGAGCCCACCGCGCCAGGCCCUAUGCCUCAACCACCUCCACCACCGCUGCCUCUGCCGUCCGAUGACCUGGUCGCCGGCGAAUGCAUUCCUGGGGGAUCGGAAGAGCCGGUGGACCCUGCGGCUAGAGGCAGUGGUGGCUCCUCGGAAGCUCCGGAAUCCUUGGUCACGAAGCAGCGGCGUUCCGUUAUCCGAGAUCGCGGGCCGCUGUACGACGACCCGUCGCUGCCGCAGGGAUGGACGCGGAAGCUCAAGCAACGCAAGUCAGGCCGCUCAGCUGGCAAGUUCGAUGUCUACCUAAUCAACCCGGAAGGGAAGGCAUUUCGUUCCAAAGUCGAGUUAAUGGCGUACUUCCAAAAAGUGGGGGACACGGUCACGGACCCCAAUGACUUUGAUUUUACGGUGACAGGCCGCGGCAGCCCGUCGCGGCGCGAGAAGAAGCCCCCAAAGAAGCCCAAGGUGGCCAAGCCGACGGGCCGGGGCCGUGGGCGCCCCAAGGGGAGCGGCAAGCUGAGGCAGCAGCAACAGCCCUCCGCCACAGAGGGGGUGGCCGUCAAGCGCGUGGUGGAGAAGAGUCCUGGAAAACUGUUAGUCAAAAUGCCCUUUGCAGCAGCCAAAGCAGAGGCCGCUGCCACCGCUGCUGCUGCCGCCGUUGCUACCUCAGGACCCGGCCUCACUGCUGCCGGCGUCGUCAAAAUGCGGCCCGGACGGAAACGGAAGUCCGAGGUGACAACAACAACAACAACAGCAACGACUACAUCAUCGAUAGCAGAGACGCAGAGCAGCGCUCCAAAAAAGCGUGGACGCAAGCCCGGCUCGGCAAGCGCGAGCGCAGCGAGUGCGGCGGUCUCGUACGCUGCAGCGGCCAUCUUGUCUGCGGAGGCCAAGAAAAAGGCCCACCAGAAGGAGUCUUCCAUGAAGCCGGUGCAGGAGCGGGCACUGCCCAUCAAGAAGCGCAAGACCAGAGAGACCAUCGAAGGCACGGAGAGCCCCAGCCCAGCCCCUGCCCCUGCCCACAUAGAGACUGGCAUGGGAGUUGGGAGUACGGCUGUUAGUAAGGCCGAGAACACGGCUGGGAGUGGGUUUGAGUCUGGGUCUGCAAGUGUGGCAGGAGCUGGAGCCGGAGCCGGGGUGGUAAAGAGCAGCAGCAGCCCAGUGUUCUCAUCGCCGAUGACCAGCGCCAGUGGAGAAGGAGUAGAGGAUAAGCCAGAGCAGCAGGCACGGCAGGCCAAGAGUCCGGCGAGGAAGCACAAGGACGUUCCCCCUCAGGAUCCCGGGAGCAGAGCCAGCGGCAGCAGCAGCAGCAGCAGCAGCAGCGGAAUUAGCAUCAGUGGCAUCGGAGUCAGCACUGUGGUUCCUCUCUCGGGGUCUGGAUCCGUAUCUGGCAGCCUGAGCAGCAAGACGUUGCAGAAGAAGAAGGAGCGUCCGGGCCAGCAGCUGAAGCACCACCUCCACCACCAACACCAACAACCGCACCAACACCAACACCACCAUCAACUUCCCCACCACCACCACCACCAUCACCACCAUCACCACCAGGACCCACUGUUGGAGCACCAGAUCGCCUCGUUCUCCCCCCAGGCACACCAACUGUCCCUGGGCCACAGCACGCAAGGAGGGCCCCCUGUUCCUCCCCCUCCUCCUCCUCCACCUCCUCCAGUCUACCUGGAUAGCAGUGAGCCUCAGGACCUGAGCACGUCGGCCAGGAUACGGCAGGAGGUGGUGGCGUGUCAGGAGGACCAGACCAGAACCGGAAGCUGUGUCUCCUCCAAAACCACGCAGGUGGUGGUAGGGGUGGGGGUGGGGGGGUCCGACCUCAAAGCCAAGCACCAGGGUCAGGUAGGUGGUGGGAGUGAGGCAGGGACUGGGGCAGGGGCAGGGGAGGGCAGGGAGCUAAAGGACAUAGUGCCAUCCUCUGCCGUGCCCAGGCCGAGCAGGGAAGAGACGGUGGAGUCCAGGACACCAGUGAGUGAGAGAGUGAGCUGACUGACUAUAAGCAGCGAUGCAGCGUUUGUCUGUCUGUCUAUCUAUCUAUCUAUCUAUCUGUCUGUCUGGAGAACCAACAGCUUGGCUUGGAUUGGUUUUGGCGGCAGAGAAGAAAGGAGGAUUUUUUUCCCAAUUACGUUUUACAGAAAACAAAAAAAUAUAAUGAUGAGAAAAACACCCAGAAACAUACAUUUGCACACACACAAAGACACACACCCACCCACACACAAACAAAAUGUAUACAUACUUAAAACUAAAAGGCAGCUGAUAUGAAAUGUUCUCUCUGUGGGUUGGGCAGUCUAAUGAAUUACACAAAAAAUAUUGCUUCCUGGUUAGAAAUUCCAACUUAAAAUGCUCUUUUUGGGUUUUGUUUGUUUGUUUUGCUUUGUUUGGAUUUUGUUCCAGUGUACAGUCACGUCAUCCCACAUCUACCCUAUACCAUUAUGAAAAAGCUUUCAGUGCUUCAAGGUAAUGACAAACAAACAUAAUCAAAAUGAAUCAUCCUUUUCUUGUUUUACAGCAGUCUGUGGGUUGGAUAAACACAUGCUUUAGAUGUUCCUCUUAACGUACUGUAGAGAUGAGCCUUGCUGCUUUUGAAAAAUCUAUAUGUCAAGAGACAGUCCUCAUCGAUAGAUUUCUACCAGAGCUGACUGAUAGGAAAUUACGUUUGGCCGCCAUUCAAAAUUGUCUGCUCCCAAAUGUGCGAUUGUUUUUAUCUGAGGUCCAGUGUGUGUGUGUGUGUGUGUGUGUGUGUGUGUGUGUGUGUGUAUGCGUGAGUGUGUUCAUAUGUGUGUUCCCCUUUGAAGGUGUUUAUCCUCUGACACUCUUCAUAGAGGUGUGUGUUUGCCGUGAAGAGGAGGGGCAUUGUUGUUGUUGUUGUUGUGCAUAUAAGUAUUACAAGUUGGCCAUAUCCAGGCCUAAGGCAUAAGGAGGCCAUGGUACUGAGGUUUCCGUGUUUGCCAUAAAAGGUCCAUGUGAUUCAUAGGAGGCAAAAGCACAAACAGGAGAAAAUGUUUGGAAGCACAGUCUUGCACCCAGCCCCACCACCCUUGCAAAAAGGCAGUAGGCUUGAAAUUUUGCAUGACCCUUUAGUUUACAUGGAAACCACAAAACCUGCAAGCACUCAAUGUUAAUUUGCCUAGUCUAUGGGCUAGAAAACAAACCAGACAACCUUUUUGCAUUAUAAGGAAUACUAUUGUUACGUAAAAAAGUAAUGCUCUAUCCAAAGUGUAUGUCAAUGAUGUUGCAAGUUGGUGUGCUUUGUCACUAGCUUUCAGUGCGUAGGAACGAGUAUAGGGCCGUACUCAAAAAAUCAGUUGGCUCUUUGUAAUGUAUUUCUGUGAGGGUUUUUUUGUGCCAUGUCCAUUUCAAACCAUGAUGUUGCAGACUAGACUAGAAUGUGUAUCUAUUUUAAGUAAUUUAAUAUCCGAAAUGAUUGCCUAACUUUUUGAAACCAAUGUAGUGCUUAAUGUGUAUUAAUCCAGUACGCUGGGAUGUUUCUUAACAGAGAAAAAAAGCAUUGAGGUCUCACUCUAGCUUGAGAAAAAAAUCCUAAUUCCUGCACAGAAUUUCAAGCUGUGAAAAAGGUUUCUUCCACCAAAUUAGCAUCAGUUAAAGGGGUAUGCCACUAUUUUGG